Lynx canadensis (Canada lynx) is the source of this 3945-nucleotide messenger RNA. RefSeq names its product mucin 6, oligomeric mucus/gel-forming (gene MUC6). The record is from RefSeq and is a predicted model, not a curated record. Gene Ontology annotation, cellular component: extracellular matrix. The coding region runs from base 76 to 3945 and encodes 1289 amino acids. The transcript has 29 exons. Gene Ontology annotation, molecular function: protein binding. NCBI's taxonomy places the organism in Eukaryota, Metazoa, Chordata, Mammalia, Carnivora, Felidae.
ACACAGGUGCAGGGAGCCUGCCCGGUGUUCGCGACGGGAGGGGCCGGGUCCAGCGGUGACCUCUCUUCACGCAUCAUGCUGGGGCCUCGGCUCCUGCUGCUCCUGUCCUGCGGGGGAGCCCUGCUCGGCGCUGGCCUAGACGACACCCCCUCUGUGCACCCGGGUCUCCAGAGGCUGCAGGACUCCCCAAAGACAGGCUCAGACAAGGGCUGGUGCUCCACAUGGGGGGCCGGACACUUCUCCACUUUCGACGGCCACGUGUAUGACUUCCCGGGAACCUGCAACUACAUCUUCUCUGCCACCUGCAAAGACGCGUCGCCCACCUUCAGCGUCCAGCUACGGCGAGAGCCCAGCGGGAGCAUCUCCCGGAUCAUUGUGGAGCUGGGGGCCUCUGUGGUCACCGUGCAGAAGGCAGUCAUCUCCGUCAAGGAUGUGGGGGUCGUCAGCCUGCCCUACACCAGUAACGGGCUCCAGAUAACACCCUUCGGCCAGAGCGUGCAGCUGGUGACCAAGCAGCUAGAGCUGGAGCUGGUGGUCAUGUGGGGCCCAGGCACCCACCUCAUGGUGCUCGUCGAGAAGCGGCACAGGGGCAGGCUGUGCGGUCUCUGUGGAGACUUCAACGGCGAGCGGACGGACGAGUUUCUGAGUGAGGAAGGCAAACCCCUGGAACCCCAUGUGUAUGCCGCCCUCCAGACGCUGGAUGACCCCAACGAGAUCUGCACCUACGAGGCCGUCCCCAGCCCCUGGGUCCCACAGGCAGAGCAUGCCCAGACCUGCAGCCAGCUGCUGACCCUGGUGUCCCCCGAGUGCAACGUGCCCAAAGAGACAUUCGUGCUGAGCUGCCAGGUGGACAUGGCCGCGUGCGUCCCGCCAGGCCGGCGGGACUGUAGCUGUGCGACGCUGUCUGAGUACUCACGCCAGUGCAGCAUGGCUGGCCAGGCCGUCAGCAACUGGCGGGGCCCCGGCCUCUGCUCCUUGGGCCAGUGCGCGGCCAACCAGGUGUACCAGGAGUGCGGCGAGGCCUGCGUCAGGACCUGCUCCAACCCCCAGCACGCCUGCUCCGGCUUCUGCACCUUCGGCUGCUUCUGUCCAGGAGAUACGGUUCUCGAUGACAUCUCCAAAAACCACACCUGCGUGCCGGUCACCCAGUGCCCCUGCGUGCUCAACGGGGUGGUCUACGCCCCCGGGGAGGUCAUGACAUCCGCCUGCCAGACCUGCCAGUGUACCAUGGGCCAGUGGAAGUGCACAGAGCAGCCCUGCCCCCGACGCUGCUCCCUGGAAGGCGGCUCCUUUGUCACCACGUUCGAUGCCAGGCCUUACCGCUUCCACGGCACCUGCACCUACAUCCUCCUGCAGAGCCCGCAGCUCCCCGAGGGGGGGUCCCUCAUGGCCUCGUACGACAUGUCUGGGCAUUCUCACUCGGAGACCGCGCUAGCUGCUGUCAUCUACAAGUCCAGCCAGGACAAAAUCGUGAUUUCUCAGGACGAGGUCCUCACCGACAAAGGAAACACCAAGUGGCUACCAUACAAGACUCGCAACAUCACAGUCUUCAGGCAGACGUCCACCCACCUCCAGAUGGCCACCACCUUCGGGCUGGAGCUCGUGAUCCAGCUAAAGCCCGUGUUCCAGGCGUACGUCACCGUCGGGCCCCAGUUCAGAGGCCAGACCACAGGGCUCUGUGGCACCUUCAACGGGGACACGACCGAUGACUUCAUGGCCAGCACGGGCAUCGUUGAGGGCACUGCCUCGCUCUUUGUGGAUUCCUGGCGGACCGGGAACUGCCCAGCCUCGCUUGAGCGUGAGACUGACCCCUGCUCCAUGAGCCAGCUCAACAAGGUGUGUGCAGAGACCCGCUGCUCAGUGCUGGUGAGGGAGGGCACGGUGUUCGAGAAGUGCCAUGCCACGGUGAACCCCAGGCCCUUCUACAAGAGGUGCGUGUACCAGGCCUGCAACUACGAGGAGACCCUCCUCCACGUCUGCGCCGUCCUGAGUGACUAUGCCCGAGCGUGUGCCACACGGGGCGUCCUGCUACGGGGCUGGAGAAGCGGCGUGGACAACUGCACCACCCCCUGCACGGGCAACCAGACAUUCGGCUACGACAGCCGGGCCUGCGGCCGCACGUGCCUCUCACUGUCCGACCGCGCUGCCGAGUGCCACCCGAGUGCGGUGCCCAUGGACGGCUGUAAUUGCCCCGAGGGCACCUACCUCGACCACGAGGCCCGGUGCGUGCGCAAGGCCCAGUGCCCCUGCCUCCUGGACGGCUCCAAGUUCAUCCGAGCUGACCAGUCUGCCAUGGUCAACGGCGUCAUCUGCUACUGCAUCAACGGGAGGCUGAGCUGCCCAGGGCGGCCGCAGAUGCUCCUGGCCACCUGCUCGGCCCCCAAGAUCUUCCAGUCCUGCAACCAGUCUUCGGAGAACACGUUUGGGGCAGCCUGUGCCCCCACGUGCCAGAUGCUGGCCAGUGGCAUCCCCUGCGUGCCCACCAAGUGCGAGCCUGGCUGUGUCUGUGCCGAGGGGCUCUACGAGAACGCCAGGGGGCAGUGCGUACCCCCUGAGGAGUGUCCAUGCGAGUUUGCAGGGGUCUCCUACCCCCGGGGCGCCCAACUGCACACUGACUGUAAGACGUGCACCUGCUCGGGGGGGAGGUGGACGUGCUGGCAGAGCGCCCGGUGCUCGUCUACCUGCACCCUGUACGGGGAGGGCCACGUGGUCACCUUUGACGGGCAGCGCUUCACGUUCGAUGGCAGCUGCAGCUACGUCCUGACCACAGACAGCUGCGGGGCCAACAGCUCCCAGCCCACCUUCAAAGUCCUGACAGAGAACGUCGUGUGUGGGAAGUCAGGCGUCACCUGCUCCCGGGCCGUCAAGAUCUUCCUGGGGGACCUGACCAUAGUGCUGGCGGACAGGACGUACACGGUCAGUGGGGGGGACCCUCACGUUCACUUCCGGGUGCAAACCGGCUCCCUGAACCUGGUGCUGGACAUCACCAUCGGUAGCAGGUACAACCUGACCCUCGUCUGGAACAAGCACAUGACCGUCUACAUCAAGAUCACGCGUGCUGCCCAGGACGCACUGUGCGGCUUGUGCGGCAACUACAACGGGAACAUGAAAGACGACUUUGAGACACGCAGUAAGUACGUGGCGUCCGACGAGCUGGAAUUCGUCAACUCGUGGAAAGACAGCCCCCUGUGCGGAGACGCCAGCCUCACGCUGGACCCCUGCAGCCUCAACGCCUUCCGCCACGUGUGGGCAGAGCGCACCUGCAACAUCAUCAACAGCCAGACCUUCGCCGCCUGCCACAGCCAGGUGUACCGCCUGCCCUACUACGAGGCCUGCGUGCGAGACACGUGUGGCUGCGACACCAGCGGGGACUGCGAGUGCCUGUGCGACGCGGUUGCCGCCUACGCCAAGGCCUGCCUGGACAAGGGCGUGUGUGUGGACUGGAGGACGCCCGACUUCUGCCCUGUCUACUGCGAUUUCUACAACGGCCACACGUCGGGGGACAGUGCGCCCACACAAACCCAGGACACCAGCUGCACGUGGCACUACCAGCCAUGCCUCUGCCCCGGGAACCCGCAGAGCGUCCCAGGCGCCAACAUUGAAGGCUGCUACAAUUGCUCCCGGCACGAGUACUUCGACCACAGCAAGGGGAGCUGCGUUCCCUGUGUGCCGCCACCCGCCACGCCCAGGCCCACCACAGACUCUCCUCGAACCACCUCUGCCAUCACCACACGGGCCACCUCAGCACCAGCCGCAACAGCCUCUAUCGAGUCAACGGCCACAGGAUCCACGGUGACACAGGCCACAAGGAAACCCACGACGUUCACGCUGAGCUCAGCCACGCAAUCCACAGCUCGGGCCACAGAGCAGACCACGCCAGUACCGCCGAUCCCACACACGUCAGAGACAUCCACAGGGCCCCCAAGUAAGGAUGCCGCCACGUGA